UACAUAAGCACUAAUGUUUGAAUGUGCCCUGUCCUUGAGUUUUACAUCCUCUCGCUCUCGAUUAUGUCCAUAGAGGCAGAACAAUGGGAUUAAUUGACACUUUCUGCGUCUUAAUCAAAUCAAUUUUGGUCGUUAUUUUGUGGUCCAAAUGCGAGGGUCGGGAGUCCGAGUUUAACUACGUCACCUGCGGUUCGCUUGUGAAAUUGCUGAACACGAGACACAACGUUCGGCUGCACUCUCACGAUGUGAAAUACGGCUCAGGUAAUGGGCAGCAGUCUGUGACGGGCGUGGAGAGUGCAGAUGACGCCAACAGUUACUGGAGGAUUCGGGGAAAGCCCGACGGGACCUGCCAACGCGGCGUGCCCAUCCAGUGUGUAUAGGCCGUCCGCAUCACGCACAUGACCACGGGACGCAACCUCCACACACACCACUUUAGCUCGCCGCUGUCCAACAACCAGGAGGUGAGUGCGUUCGGCGAGAACGGCGAGGGGGAUGACCUGGACGUGUGGCGAGUGCAGUGCGACGGCUCCAUCUGGGAGCGGGACGAGGCGGUGCGCUUCAAACACGUGGGCACCGACGCCUUCCUGAGCGUGACGGGCGAGCAGUACGGCAACCCCAUCCAGGGGCAAGGCAUGGGCACUGCCAACCAGAACAACUACUGGAAGGCUAUGGAGGGUGUGUUCAUUCUCCCCAGCCAAGAACCGCUGAGACACAAUCACGAAGAGCUCUGGUGACAUCGUCAAGCUAACGAGACGCCAUCACGAAGAGCUCUGGUGACAUCGUCAAGCUAACGAGACGCCAUCACGAAGAGCUCUGGUGACAUCGUCAAGCUAACGAGACGCCAUCACGAAGAGCUCUGGUGACAUCGUCAAGCUAACGAGACGCCAUCACGAAGAGCCCUGGUGACAUCGUCAAGCUAACGAGACGCCAUCACGAAGAGCUCUGGUGACAUCGUCAAGCUAACGAGACGCCAUCACGAAGAGCUCUGGUGACAUCGUCAAGCUAACGAGACGCCAUCACGAAGAGCUCUGGUGACAUCGUCAAGCUAACGAGACGCCAUCACGAAGAGCUCUGGUGACAUCGUCAAGCUAACGAGACGCCAUCACGAAGAGCUCUGGUGACAUCGUCAAGCUAACGAGACGCCAUCACGAAGAGCUCUGGUGACAUCGUCAAGCUAACGAGACGCCAUCACGAAGAGCUCUGGUGACAUCGUCAAGCUAACGAGACGCCAUCACGAAGAGCUCUGGUGACAUCGUCAAGCUAACGAGACGCCAUCACGAAGAGCCCUGGUGACAUCGUCAAGCUAACGAGACGCCAUCACGAAGAGCCCUGGUGACAUCGUCAAGCUGCUGCGUCACGAUGAGCUCUGACGUCAUGACGAGCUCUUGACGACGUCACAAUGAGUGCCGAUGACAUCAUCGGACAUCGUCACAUAAUAUGCUUCGUCCGAAACGGAACCCUUUUCCCUAUUCUAUAACAUAUACCCACAUGACUCUGAUCAACAAAAAAAUAAUGCACUAAGAUAGAAUAGGGAGCCGCGUCAGACUGCAGGAUGACACUGAUGCAGCCACCUGGGUCAAGAUGGCGCCUAUGACUUUAUGACAUUCUUUCGUAUACCCGUUAGCCAACCGGGAACAACUUUCGAUGACUAUUGACUACUGAAUAUAGGCUUACGUUAGGAGCGUCCGGCUCUGUGCAGUCGGUCUCUGGUGCCGGGAUCAGACAGGGAGAUGAGAAGGUUGUCCGACGAUGAGAAUCGGUUGACGUUUUUGAAUUUGACACAUCUCUGAACAAAAUGGGAUUGAAGAAUUUGGCUUUGGUUAGUUUGAGGGAGAAUGUGGUAAGGCAGUUGCUCUGCUCUGAUAUCAGAGGUAUUAGCACCUGCCCGCAGGGGGGGGGGGGGAUCUAUGGGAAACACUGCCAUUUCCAGGUGAAUCUACUGUGCCUGUCUACUCCUUAGCGACCGACAUCCUGAUGGUAAUAAAAACAUUGUCUGGAUUUUUCACUUCCUGUAGCUGCUGUGCUCACACCUUUACCUCUAGCUGCUGUGCUCACCCUUUACCUCUAGCUGCUGUGCUCACCCUUUACCUCUAGCUGCUGUGCUCACACCUUUACCUCUAGCUGCUGUGCUCACCCUUUACCUCUAGCCGCUGUGCUCACCCUUUACCUCUAGCUGCUGUGCUCACCCUUUACCUCUAGCUGCUGUGCUCACACCUUUACCUCUAGCUGCUGUGCUCACCCUUUACCUCUAGCCGCUGUGCUCACCCUUUACCUCUAGCCGCUGUGCUCACCCUUUACCUCUAGCCGCUGUGCUCACCCUUUACCUCUAGCUGCUGUGCUCACACCUUUACCUCUAGCUGCUGUGCUCACACCUUUACCUCUAGCUGCUGUGCUCACCCUUUACCUCUAGCUGCUGUGCUCACCCUUUACCUCUAGCUGCUGUGCUCACCCUUUACCUCUAGCUGCUGUGCUCACCCUUUACCUCUAGCUGCUGUGCUCACACCUUUACCUCUAGCUGCUGUGCUCACCCUUUACCUCUAGCUGCUGUGCUCACCCUUUACCUCUAGCUGCUGUGCUCACACCUUUACCUCUAGCUGCUGUGCUCACCCUUUACCUCUAGCUGCUGUGCUCACACCUUUACCUCUAGCUGCUGUGCUCACCCUUUACCUCUAGCUGCUGUGCUCACCCUUUACCUCUAGCUGCUGUGCUCACCCUUUACCUCUAGCUGCUGUGCUCACACCUUUACCUCUAGCUGCUGUGCUCACACCUUUACCUCUAGCUGCUGUGCUCACCCUUUACCUCUAGCUGCUGUGCUCACCCUUUACCUCUAGCUGCUGUGCUCACCCUUUACCUCUAGCUGCUGUGCUCACCCUUUACCUCUAGCUGCUGUGCUCACCCUUUACCUCUAGCUGCUGUGCUCACCCUUUACCUCUAGCUGCUGUGCUCACCCUUUACCUCUAGCUGCUGUGCUCACCCUUUACCUCUAGCUGCUGUGCUCACCCUUUACCUCUAGCUGCUGUGCUCACCCUUUACCUCUAGCUGCUGUGCUCACCCUUUACCUCUAGCUGCUGUGCUCACACCUUUACCUCUAGCUGCUGUGCUCACCCUUUACCUCUAGCUGCUGUGCUCACCCUUUACCUCUAGCUGCUGUGCUCACACCUUUACCUCUAGCUGCUGUGCUCACACCUUUACCUCUAGCUGCUGUGCUCACCCUUUACCUCUAGCUGCUGUGCUCACCCUUUACCUCUAGCUGCUGUGCUCACACCUUUACCUCUAGCUGCUGUGCUCACACCUUUACCUCUAGCUGCUGUGCUCACCCUUUACCUCUAGCUGCUGUGCUCACACCUUUACCUCUAGCUGCUGUGCUCACACCUUUACCUCUAGCUGCUGUGCUCACACCUUUACCUCUAGCUGCUGUGCUCACCCUUUACCUCUAGCUGCUGUGCUCACCCUUUACCUCUAGCUGCUGUGCUCACGCCUUUACCUGUAACAAUGACAUCACAUUUAGACACCACCUACUGUAAGGCCUUUCCCCCUGGCAACAUGACUCACCUGACUUGCUUUUGGGAGUGUUUUUUUUAUUGUGUUUAGACUUAAUUUAUGUUUGAAUGUCGGGAAAGGAUAUUGUUUAUUUGUAUGAGGGAAGAUUAUUAUUAUUAUUAUUAUUAUUAUUAUUAUUAUUAUUAGGGAAGACCAGGUGGUAGAAGUUAUUUGGAACACAAUUUUCAAGGCUGUUUAUUUUUAGUUCUCUGCCGUUUUCAUUGUGGGUCAUCGGGGAGGAUAUUUUCUAGUCUGUAAUAUAGAGCCUCAACUCCAUUAUGAUAUCAUGAAACACCUUCGUUUGGGCUCGUUGCUCUUUCGACGAUGAAUCACAAUUAAUAAAGACAUUUUGUUUCUGUG
Molecule: messenger RNA, 3900 nt
Organism: Oncorhynchus gorbuscha (pink salmon)
Lineage: Eukaryota; Metazoa; Chordata; Actinopteri; Salmoniformes; Salmonidae
Gene: sdf2l1
Product: stromal cell-derived factor 2-like 1
Source: RefSeq, a predicted model, not a curated record